GGGAAGUUCUGUCGUAAAAUUCAUUUUCUUUUUGUAAUAACCCAAAAGAAUCGCAGUAUUUGUGGUAUAAACUAAUGAACAAGUGAAAAUAUAUCAUGUACGCCAAACUUGCGGUAAAUGACGUCAUUACAGUGUUACCUGUCAACGUUCUUGUAUUAUAAUGGUGAACUCCUGUGCAGCGUUGGGUUGCACGGAAAAAUACGUUAAAGGAGCUGAACUUUCAUUUCACAGUUUCCCCGCAGAUGAAGUACGGAGGAAUGUUUGGACCCUUGCACUGAAAAGGAAGAAUUUUAAAGCAACCAAGUACACAAAAAUAUGCAGUAAACAUUUUUCAUCAGACUGUUUCGAAACUGUGGCCUUUGGUUCCGGAAGAAAACUGAAGCGUGAUGCUGUUCCAUCAAUUUUUUAUUGUCCUCUGCAUUUGGCAUCGAAAGGAAGAAAUAAAUUGCCACAGUUUGAAAUAAACACGGAAAACGUUUCGUCUGCAACGGACAAUGAAAUGUGUUCCACAAAUAAUCAGCCCCUAAAACAGAGAAGAAGGUCUAGAAAAGCUUGUAUGUGUGACUAUGAUAAGGAAGUUGCUAAAGAUGGUCUUGAAAGUACCAUAAAGCAGAAACUUGUACACAGACAAAAAUCUCGGCGUGAAGUGAAAAAAGGUUGUACCGCUCAAGCUUUGUUGUCGGAUUUGAAACAGAAGCAAAUAAUUACUGAAAGUAUUGGCGAAAUGUUAGAGGUUGAUCUGUGUCCUCACACAUUCAUUAUGAAUAUGAGACAGGAGCCAGAGGAUUAUGAGAAUGAGGUUGAUCUGUAUCCUCACACAUUCAUUAUGAAUAUCAAACAGGAGCCAAAGGAUUAUGAGAACAAGUUUAAAGAAGGUCCACCAAAAACUGCAGAAUGCAGUGUCCGUAUCAAGGAAGAUCCUGAGCUGGAUCUAGGUGUGGAUGUGAUUGAGAAUGGUGUUCUCAAAGAGCAUUUUCAAACAUCAGUGUGUAAUGACAACAUCAAGAAAGAGCCUGAAUUGACAUUUGAAGUGGCUGAAUUGGAGGAUAGUAUUGAUGCAUCUGCAGAACAUUUUGUUCCUGAGUAUUGUCCAUCAAGCAUUAAGAAGGAAGAGGAGUGUGAUUAUCUUCUGUUGUUGAUAGUCACAUAAAUACAAGCAACAGAUCAUUUUUAAAACUGGAUACAAAUGUAAGAAAAUUACCCCACUUACAAACUAUCCAUCAUUCCCUGUUUAGCUUUCACUCUGGGUGCAGUGUGUCCAUUACAAAUUCCAGACCAAUGUAUCUCCUUUACUCCUCAGUGCCAGUCUUCAAACUGGUUAGUAACCUAGUUAACUUCAGCUUUCAAAAGUAUAGCCUUUUAAGUAAAAAAAAAAGAGAGGUUGUUAUCAUGUUUACUUAAUAGUCAAGUGUUACAAUGUUCACAUUAUAUUUUUCCUUGAGUCAGACAAGAUUGUGAUGACAGCUAGCACUGAGAAAUGACAAAACUUGAAGUUCAUGUCGGCAACCUUCAGCAGCAGCAGAAGCGGGGAAAGGUGUAGCAGUGACAUAUAUUUGGCUACACUGGAACAGUGCAGAUUAUUGCAGUAAGUGCGUCGUACCAAAACAGUUGAGAGUGUGGUGGGAGUUUUGGUGCUCCAGUGAGAUGUAGCUCUGUGGUCCAAGUCUGCUAUGACACAAAGUGACAACAGAAAUUUGGAAUUUUAGGCACACUGCUUCAGCUUCAAGGGGCAUGUACGGCCCGUACGUACCACUGAGGACACAGACGCUGUCCAAGCUGCCAUCAAAAGUAGUCUUAAUUAUUUGAUGUCUUGCCAUCACACCUCAGUCAUCAUAGCAUUCGAGUACUACUAAAUCAGCUUGUUUCAUCUCUGCAAUCCUAAUAGUGUAUGAGAGUCACACUGAAAUCUGUAAGCAACCCAUUGUUACAAUUCUAAUUCAAACAAUGUAAUAAAAAAAACUGCAGGAUUGUAA
This is a messenger RNA of Schistocerca cancellata (South American locust), 1973 nucleotides long. RefSeq names its product THAP domain-containing protein 2-like. NCBI's taxonomy places the organism in Eukaryota, Metazoa, Arthropoda, Insecta, Orthoptera, Acrididae. The transcript has 9 exons. Bases 161 to 1150 code for a protein of 329 amino acids. The record is from RefSeq and is a predicted model, not a curated record.